Pedinophyceae sp. YPF-701 is the source of this 585-nucleotide messenger RNA. The record is from the annotation of a GenBank genome assembly. Lineage: Eukaryota; Viridiplantae; Chlorophyta; Pedinophyceae.
AUGGAUAGCAUGAAUAGCUAUGGGGAGGAAGGGUACGGGGGCGGCGGGCGUGGGUACGGCGGCGGGCGCGGGCGCGGCUACGGCGGGCGUGGCGGCUUCCGCGGCACGCCUGAGAACGCCAAGACCAAGAUAUGCCGCCGCUGGCAGGACGGGCACUGCGCAUUCGGAGAGCGAUGCAACUUCGCGCACGGGGAGCACGAGCUACGGUCCCUCCCGCAGCAGGAGUCAGGAGGAGGCGGACGGGGAGGCCGCGGCGGGUACGGCGGGCGAGGCCGCGGGUACGGCGGAGGCUACGGCAACACCGGCGGUUACAACAACUGGGGAGGCCAGGGGUACGAGCAGGCCGGCUUCGGGGUCGGGGGCCGCGGCGGGCCGCCGCAGGGAUACGGAGGCGGCGGACAGUACCAGCAGCAACCGCCCACGGCGAAUCAGCCGGCGUACGGGCCCAAUGGGUGGGUGAUGUACAUCGACGCGGAGUCCGGGGACCCGUACUUCCACCAUCCAGACAUCCCGACGACGCAGUGGGAGCAGCCAGCGGAGUGGCCGAACCCCCCGAUCCCUGCGCCCCAGCAGGCGCAGCAGUGA